This is a messenger RNA of Fusarium coffeatum, 1275 nucleotides long. RefSeq lists its product as uncharacterized. Gene Ontology annotation, molecular function: pyridoxal phosphate binding; L-aspartate:2-oxoglutarate transaminase activity. NCBI's taxonomy places the organism in Eukaryota, Fungi, Ascomycota, Sordariomycetes, Hypocreales, Nectriaceae. Gene Ontology annotation, biological process: L-aspartate catabolic process; biosynthetic process. The coding region runs from base 1 to 1275 and encodes 424 amino acids. Gene Ontology annotation, cellular component: mitochondrion. The record is from RefSeq and is a predicted model, not a curated record. The transcript has 6 exons.
AUGCUGUCCACUCUCCGAGUCGCCAGUCGCCGGGUUGCCCGUCCCGCCCAGUACAACCUGGCUGCCAUUCGCGCUGCCUCCAAUUGGGCCAACGUCCCUCAGGGUCCUCCUGACGCUAUUCUUGGUAUUACUGAAGCUUUCAAGGCCGACAAGUUCGACAAGAAGAUCAACUUGGGUGUUGGUGCCUACCGCGAUGACGCUGGCAAGCCCUACGUCCUCCCCUCCGUUCGCGAGGCCGAGCAGAAGGUCGUCGAGUCCAAGCUGAACAAGGAGUAUGCCGGCAUUACUGGUGUUCCUGAGUUCCCUCCUGCCGCCGCAAAGCUGGCCUAUGGUGCCAACAACCCCGCCUUGGACCGCAUCACUAUCACUCAGACCAUCUCUGGCACCGGUGCCCUCCGUGUCGGCGCUGCCUUCCUUGCCAAGUUCUUCCCUGGCGAGAAGAAGAUCUACAUUCCUCAGCCUUCGUGGGCUAAUCACAAGGCUGUUUUCAACCACGCCGGCCUCGAGGUUGAGCAGUAUCGCUACUAUGACAAGAAGACCAUCGGACUCGAUUUCGAGGGUCUGAUCGCCGACGUCAAGUCUGCUCCCAACGGCAGUGUCUUCCUUUUCCACGCAUGUGCUCACAACCCCACUGGUGUUGACCCCAGCCAGGAGCAGUGGAAGCAGAUCUCCGAUGUUGUCAAGGACAAGGGUCACUUUGCCUUUUUCGACAUGGCUUACCAAGGAUUUGCCAGUGGUGACACUGACAAGGACGCUUUCGCCGUUCGCCAUUUCGUUGAGCAGGGCCACAACAUUGCUCUUUGCCAAUCUUUCGCCAAAAACAUGGGUCUUUAUGGUGAGCGUGUUGGUGCUUUCUCCAUGGUCUGUGCCGACGCCGACGAGAAGAAGCGCGUCGAUUCCCAGCUCAAGAUUCUCAUCCGACCUCUGUACUCCAACCCUCCCAUCCACGGUGCUCGCAUCGCCUCCGAGAUCCUCAACAGCCCUACCCUCUACAAGCAGUGGCUUGGCGAAGUUAAGCAGAUGGCUGACCGUAUCAUCACCAUGCGUGCUCUCCUCAAGGAGAACCUUGAGAAGCUUGGCUCUAAGCACGACUGGUCCCACAUCACCAGUCAAAUUGGUAUGUUCGCAUACACUGGUCUGACUGCUGAGGAGAUGACCCGUCUUGCCGAGGAGUUCUCUGUCUAUGCCACCAAGGACGGCCGUAUCUCCGUUGCUGGUAUCACUUCUGAGAAUGUUGGCCGUCUCGCUGAGGCCAUUUACAAGGUUAAGGGUUAA